Branchiostoma belcheri (Belcher's lancelet) is the source of this 2835-nucleotide messenger RNA. RefSeq names its product serine/threonine-protein kinase 17A-like. Gene Ontology annotation, cellular component: nucleus. NCBI's taxonomy places the organism in Eukaryota, Metazoa, Chordata, Leptocardii, Amphioxiformes, Branchiostomatidae. Gene Ontology annotation, biological process: intracellular signal transduction; protein phosphorylation; positive regulation of apoptotic process. The record is from RefSeq and is a predicted model, not a curated record. The coding region runs from base 588 to 1757 and encodes 389 amino acids. The transcript has 6 exons. Gene Ontology annotation, molecular function: ATP binding; protein serine/threonine kinase activity.
UCCGCGGGGUCGCCUUGAAACCGGCAUCUUCACAUGUUGAGUUGUGCACUGAGAGUUCUGAGCUGGAGAAGUCAAGACGGUCCAAACUUCCUCAGAAACCAGGACUUUCUUAAAGUUUCCUGACAGAAAGGAGCGCUGAUACCGGUCGGAUCGGGCGUGGGGAGGCUCGCCUGUGUCGCCGUGCCGUGUGUUUAUUUGUUCGCGGGGAGGAACGGCACAAGUUUGCCGGGCUGUUGUGUUGUGUUUGCACGGUUUAAACCGUCAUACUAGCCCAUUCUGUCCACACCUGGAUCGGACGAUUAUUUCCAGCCUCCGGACGUUUUUCAUCGCUGACUUUCCUCACAAAAAUACCGGAUUUUUAUAGCAGGUUAUAAAAAGUUCUGCCGACGCAGCAGUCUGACGUUGUUACGGCGUUUUCCCGGACUGCACAGGACCGGCUAUAGCGGGGUUCGCGACCCGGAUAGGACCCCGACCUUUUGUUGUGCUGCCGCCUCGGGAAUAAUUAUACUAAUUUCGGGCUGGUUCUGGAUUGCUUUGUUGGUUCUGGAUUGCCGUGGAGUUUGGAUGAGGACUUCGGGCGGUUCUGGAUGCCCCAGCAGGAGCGUGCACGGACUCUAGCGGGAGCCGGGAUGAGCGUUAGCGGCGGGGAGAGCGGGGCAGAGCCGGGGGCGGGCCACGGGAUCCGGCACCCCGUCAGGACAGACUCUUUCCUCGGCGUCUAUACGGUGGAAGAGGAACUAGGAAGGGGUAAGUUUGCUGUAGUGAAGAAAUGUCGGAGGAAGAGCUCGGGGCAGGAAUACGCUGCCAAGUUCAUCCGGAAGCGGAAGAAGGGGAAAGACUGUCGUGAGACGAUUCUGCACGAAAUACGGAUCCUGGAGAUGUCGGCGGAACACUGCCGACUGAUCGACCUGUUCGAGGUGUUCGAGACUCACAACGAGAUGAUCCUCGUGCUCGAGUAUGCUGCGGGCGGUGAGAUUUUUGACCACUGCGUUACGGAGGAAGACGACUGCUUUAAUGAGAAGGACGUGGUCCGACUGAUGCGGCAGAUACUGGAGGGAGUUUCCUACCUGCACGAGAGGAACAUCAUUCACCUGGAUCUCAAGCCGCAGAACAUCCUGCUGACCAAACCGGCGCCGGCGGGAGACAUCAAACUCGUGGACUUCGGCCUGGCGCGGAGAGUCAACGUGCACGAAGAGAUCCGGGAGAUCGUGGGAACGCCCGACUACGUGGCGCCCGAGGUGCUGAGCUUCGAACCCCUGUCCACUGCAACCGACAUGUGGAGUAUCGGAGUCCUAGCGUACGUGAUGUUGACCGGACACUCCCCGUUCCUCGGCGACAGCAAACAGGAGACGUUUCUGCACAUCUCGACUCUCGCCUACGACUUUCCCGAGGAGCUUUUCUUAGACGUCUCCGCCGACGCUCAAGACUUCAUCAAGAGUCUGCUCAUCAAGGAGCCAGAGGACCGAGCGACAGCCAAAGAGUGCCUGCUGCACCCGUGGCUCUGUGCUGCCUCCAAGUCACCGGCAAUCGACUUCUCCGUGGCCCCCGCUGAGCCCCAACCCUCUCAGUCCCGGGACAGCCUGCCCCACGACCCUUCUCAGCCCCAGGAUGCCCUGCGCUCCCCGUUCCUGGGGCAGCGGCGCCCCCUAGACUGCAACAAGGAGAACUGCAAGGACGACGCGGCCGUGCCAAAAAGGUUCAAGUUCGACGAUUCCUUCGUGUCCAUUCAGGAGAUCAAGAGAGAACUGGUGUACUAGCGCCCCUAUCGGUGCACUGGGGCACUGCAGGAACUGGUGUGUUAGCACCUCCUGUUGGUGCACUGUGGUACUGCAGGGGGAGAACUCGGUACUAGCGUCCCCUAUCUGUGCACUGGGGUACUGCAGGUGACUGGUGUGUUAGCACCUCCUAUCAGCACACUGUGGUACUGCAGGGAGCAUAUUGAGGCUUCUGUAAGAGUUCAGAGACAACUUCUCUUGUGAGGCGUUACAGACGAAUGUUGCUCCCAACUCGGAUCUGUCCUGGAGGAAAAAACUGCUGACUGUGGCCAAAUUUCUCACCGGGAAUUCUGGGAUUGAUACCCACAAUGCUCUGCAACACUCCAGGAUCAAUAAAUUGAAUCCAAAUGUCCUCAAUAACCUGUCAAUAAUCGAUAACGUGGAAACUGGACAAAAGAAGGAAAGAAGCAGGACCUGUGUACAAUUUACCUGUGUUAAAGACUGUAGGUUCGUUCUGGCUGGUAUGGGUGAAUGUGUACCCAGAAACCCCCAACACACCCUCCACAUGUGUGCCCAGAAACCCCCAUCACACCCUCCCUGUGUUCCUGUUGUGGAGAAGUUUUAUUUGUUGUAGAAAUGAGGGAAUGUGUCUGAUGUGUAAUAUUACUGUACAGGGGGAGUGGGGAGGGGGGCAUUCUCACGUAGUGGCAAUGCAGAUAGUGUACAGAAAAACCAUGUCACAAUAUGGCAAACUUGUACAUAGUGUAUUUUAUGUUUUACUCAAGGGCAUUACACAACUGCCUUAUAUGGGCAUGACAGCUGCCUUAUAUGGGCAUGACAGCUGCCUUAUAUGGAAACACAUGACAUCAGGACUGCUGCCUUAUAUGGGCAAAACAGCCUUAUAUAGAAACAUUAGAGCAGACAUGACAACAGGUCAGCUACCAUAUAUGCAAACAGGAACAGGUUAGCUGCCUUAUAUGGAAACAUAGAACAGACAUGACAAUGGGUCAGCUGCCAUAUAUGGAAACAUAGAACAGGCCAGCUGCCUUUUAUGGAAACAUAGAACAGGUCAGCUGCCUUAAAUGGAAACAUAGAACAGGUCAGCUGCCUUAUAUGGAAA